Oncorhynchus keta (chum salmon) is the source of this 6024-nucleotide messenger RNA. Its product is annotated as adenylate cyclase type 6-like. The transcript is spliced from 23 exons. Gene Ontology annotation, molecular function: adenylate cyclase activity. NCBI's taxonomy places the organism in Eukaryota, Metazoa, Chordata, Actinopteri, Salmoniformes, Salmonidae. Gene Ontology annotation, biological process: adenylate cyclase-activating G protein-coupled receptor signaling pathway; intracellular signal transduction; cAMP biosynthetic process. The coding region runs from base 598 to 4221 and encodes 1207 amino acids. Gene Ontology annotation, cellular component: plasma membrane. The record is from RefSeq and is a predicted model, not a curated record.
CGUCCACUUUGACUGAAGGCUAUUCUCCUUGAACAUCUCUUGAUCAACCAGAAGCCACGACCAGCAACCUGGACGGAUACGUGCCAGAGAAGGCAUACGAUAGCCAUAGCGAGGAAAAUCUAUUUUUGCUUCAACAACACAACAUGCCUACCGACAUGAGCGGCCUCUCGUGUUCCCAAUGAACAAAAAAAAAGGAACGAGAGGCGACAGCACAUCUGCGUUGCGUUGAUAUAAGCCGUUCUGCACAUUCAAGAGCUCAGGUCGUUUUGAGGCCUGUCCCUGGUACACUCAGUUGAUGAGCCUAUAGGUUUAGGGAAUACUGGGAUUUAUGAGGCUGCAUCAGCUUUGAUACUGUAAUGUCGUGACGACUCAGAAGCCCUGGAGAUAGGCCGGAUCAUAGAGUGAUUCCCUAAACCCUGCCUUUCACAUCACCUGCUCAGUCCGAAAUGCUGGUUUGACACGCCUCUGGACCUUCCCCGAUCACGUUCACCCACCUACCUACACCCCUGCAGAACUGCGUCUGAAACCCCUCACUUCUUCUAACCUCUGCCUGCUGGGAUAAAUGAGUGGAAGGGCUGGAGAGGAUAGGGCUGGGAUAUGUACCAGAACCCACACAGAAUGUCCUGGUUUAGUGGCUUCCUAGUGGCCAGAGUGGAUGACCGAAAGACCUCGUGGGGGGAGCGAAAUGGCAAGAAGUCCAAGCAGAAGGGAGGCUCAUCCCUUUGCAACCCGCGUUACAUGAGCUGCCUGCGGGAUCCGGACGCCAUGGAGCCUCCCUCUGGAGCCCCCCUCCACCCCCACCACCGCGGAGGGCCGGCUGGGGCGGUGGGCGGGGGGGGCAACUUUGGCGUGCGCUGCAUCUGGCAAGAGGACCACUACGGCAAACGGGGUGGCGCCGCCGGGGAAGUGGUGGGGCUCAAAUCUGUCGACAUGGGCUUUGAGGAUGGGGACCUGAAAGGGAGGAAGGUGGGGUGUAGAGGGGGUGGUGGGAAGGGGGGGGAUGAGGGUCCCAAUGGGGAAGGUGAGGUGACGGUGGCAGACUGCUGGCUGCGGGUGAUGCAAGUGUUCCAGUCCAAGAAGUUCCAGUCUCAUAAACUGGAGCGUCUGUACCAGCGCUACUUCUUCAGGCUCAACCAAAGCUCCCUCACCAUGCUGAUGGGGGUGCUGGUGAUUGUGUGCGGCGUGAUGCUUACCUUCCAUUGUGUCCACGCAACCCCGGAUGUGGCCUACUCCUCGGCCCUCUCUGUGGCCAUGGCCCUGUUCAUGGCUCUCAUGGUUGUGUGUAACCGGAACGGCUUCCACCAGGACUACAUGUGGAUGGUGAGCUACCUGGUCAUCGGUGUGCUGUUGCUGGUGCAGGUGUUCGGGGUGCUGAUGGUGGCGCCUCGCAGCGCAUCUGAGGGCAUCUGGUGGUCUGUCUUCUUCAUCUACAUCAUCUACACGCUUCUGCCUGUCAGGAUGAGAGCAGCCGUGCUGAGCGGAGGGGUGCUCUCCACCAUUCACCUGGUCACCACCUGGCAGUUCAACCAGGAAGACGUGUUCCUCUGGAAACAGCUGAGCGCCAACGUGCUGAUAUUCCUGUGCACUAACAUCAUUGGGAUCUGUACCCACUACCCUGCUGAGGUGUCUCAGAGACAGGCCUUCCAGGAGACCAGAGGAUACAUUCAGGCCAGACUGCACCUGCAGAGAGAGAACCAGCAGCAGGAACGCCUCUUGCUGUCUGUGUUGCCACGGCAUGUUGCCAUGGAGAUGAAGGCUGACAUCAACGCUAAGAAAGAAGACAUGAUGUUCCAUAAGAUCUACAUCCAGAAACAUGACAACGUCAGUAUUCUGUUUGCGGACAUUGAGGGUUUCACCAGCUUGGCGUCUCAGUGUACGGCUCAGGAGUUGGUCAUGACGCUCAACGAGCUCUUCGCCCGCUUCGACAAACUAGCAUCUGAGAACCACUGUCUGCGUAUCAAGAUCCUGGGGGACUGUUACUACUGUGUGUCUGGGCUGCCUGAGCCCCGCGCUGACCACGCCCACUGCUGUGUGGAGAUGGGCGUCGACAUGAUAGAGGCCAUCUCGCUGGUGCGUGAAGUGACGGGGGUCAACGUCAACAUGCGUGUGGGCAUCCAUAGCGGCCGUGUGCACUGUGGGGUGCUGGGACUCAGGAAGUGGCAGUUUGACGUGUGGUCCAACGAUGUCACACUGGCCAACCACAUGGAGGCUGGGGGCAAGGCAGGGAGGAUCCACAUCACCAAAGCCACCCUGCAGUAUCUAAAUAGGGAUUAUGAGGUGGAGCCGGGUUUCGGAGGGGAGAGGAACGCCUACUUGAAGGAGAACAGCAUUGAGACCUUCCUGGUGCUGGGCUGCAGCCAGAAACGGAAAGACGAGAAGGCCAUGAUGGCCAAGAUGCAGAGGACGCGGUCCAACUCCAACGAGGGCCUGAUGCCUCGCUGGGUGCCCGACACAAGGUUCUCCAGGACCAAGGACUCCAAAGUCUUCAGACAGAUGGGGAUUGAUGAGUCGUCCAGCAAAGACAACCGUGGUGCCCAGGAGGCAAUGAACCCUGAAGAUGAGGUGGAUGAGUUUCUUGGGCGAGCCAUCGAUGCUCGCAGCAUCGACCAGCUGAGGAAAGACCACGUCAAGAAGUUCCUGCUCACCUUCCAGACCUCUAGCCUAGAGAAAAAGUAUUCGAAGAAGGUAGACGAUCGCUUUGGGGGUUACGUGGCUUGUACCCUCCUGGUCUUCUGCUUCAUCUCCUUCAUCCAGAUUGUCAUAUUUCCACACACCCCAGUAAUGCUGGGGAUCUACAUCAGUAUCUUCAUCAUCCUCGCCAACAUCCUCUUCAUCUGUGCCAUAUAUUCCUGCAUUAAGCUGUUUCCAGCUGCGAUGCAGAUCGUGUCAAAGAAGAUAGUCCAGUCUCGUACCAACAGCACUCUGGUGGGGGUGUUUACCAUCAUCCUCGUCUUCAUCUCUGCCUUUGUCAACAUGUUUGCGUGUGACACGGAGAGUUUGGUGGACUGCAUUGCCCGGGAGCUGAACAUCUCUGUUUCCAUGGUGACACCCUGUCUCAUCCGCAACCUGUCUGUGUCGGUAGAUGGGGGUCUAGAGAUUUGUCCCAGCCAGGGCCCCUCAUGUCCCUUCCCAGAGUAUUUCAGCUACAGUGUGCUGCUGACCCUGCUGGCCUGUUCAGUAUUCCUCCAGAUCAGCAGUAUAGGGAAGCUGGCCCUCAUGCUGCUCAUCCAGCUCACCUUCCUGCUGCUGGUGGAGUGGCCACAGGUGGCGCUGUUCGAAAAUGCUGACCUCUUUGUCACCUCCAAAGCCCUUGAUUUCAAUGAAACUAUUCAAUGGUCCAGUUUCAAUGAAACUACAGUCGAGUGCCCGUUCAGUGUGACCAAAGUAUCUCUGAGAGUCAUGACACCUGUGAUUCUCACUGUGUUUGUGCUGGCGCUCUACCUCCAUGCCCAGCAGGUGGAGUCCACUUCACGCCUCGACUUCCUCUGGAAACUACAGGCCACAGAGGAGAAGGAGGAGAUGGAGGAGCUUCAGGCCUACAACCGCCGUCUCCUCCACAACAUCCUGCCCAAGGACGUGGCGGCUCACUUUCUGGCACGUGAGCGCCGUAACGACGAGCUCUACUACCAGUCCUGUGAGUGUGUGGCCGUCAUGUUCGCCUCCAUUUCCAACUUCUCUGAGUUCUAUGUAGAGCUGGAGGCCAACAAUGAGGGAGUGGAAUGUCUUAGGCUGCUCAACGAGAUCAUCGCCGACUUUGACGAGAUCAUCAGUGAGGAGAAGUUUCGUCAGCUGGAGAAGAUCAAGACUAUUGGCAGCACCUACAUGGCCGCCUCGGGUCUCAAUGAUUCCACCUACGACCGUGAGGGCCGCUCCCAUAUCACGGCUCUGGCCGACUAUGCCAUGAGACUGAGGGAACAGAUGAAGUACAUCAAUGAGCAUUCCUUCAACAACUUCCAGAUGAAGAUAGGUCUGAAUAUUGGGCCAGUGGUCGCAGGGGUGAUUGGAGCACGGAAGCCCCAGUACGAUAUAUGGGGGAACACGGUCAACGUAGCCAGUCGCAUGGACAGUACAGGAGUCCCAGACCGCAUUCAGGUUACCACGGACCUCCACCAGGUGCUUUCAGAUAUAGGAUAUGUUCUAGAGUGCCGUGGGGUCGUUAAAGUCAAGGGCAAAGGGGAAAUGACGACCUACUUCCUGAAUGAUGGACCGCCCAAUAGUUAGCAGCCGUGGCAGCAUUAGCCGGGACCUUUCCCGCGGCAGCACUACUGAGGGAGGACUCGCACCGCGAGCUAGCGGCUAACAACUAGCGAUGCCAUCACUUGAAACCCGAGCCAAGAGAAAAUACUUUGAGACUCCAGGACUUGAGAAGGAAAAUUUUCUUAUGUGGCAGCCAUGUUUUGGCGCCCGCACACAUGGAAGGACAAGUGUUUUUCUCAUGUCUAGCCUUUCUCUCAGGCUACUUUAAAGAUGCAAAGUCUGUUUAUUUAAAACAACGCCUUUAGCCUGUGUCAAAAAAAGAAAAAGGCUGUACAUAAGGUUACUUUUUAUUUGACAUCAUUUUCUGUGAUUUUUUUUUUUUUUUUUCAUGAUUUCUUUUCAGCAGAAAUAUGAAACAGGUACUCAUGUUUUAUUUCUGGGUUACUUAUUUAUUUUAAUCUUGAUGUUUUGUGCAAAAAUUCCUUUAUGAAAAAGUCUGAAUACAUACGUGCACAAAUAUCCAGUUUAUUACACGUUUCUAAGUGUGUAUGUACAUGCAUAUUUGUGUGUAUGAAUAUGUGUAUAAAUUGAAGGAAAAUAUUGACCAAAGACCAAAGUAUUUACGAAAAACAAGGCAAGACAUGUCUGUUAUGUUCUCGCAAAAGUCUGCGAUGAUCACCAACUCAAUCUGUUGCACGGUAGUACCCUCAGUCUUUUUAGUACAGUGCUGGCAAAUGCUAUUAAUCAAUAUGGGCAAAAUGUGUAACAACUUUCAUUUGGUUGAUCAAUCAGCCAGCAAAGAGGUCCAGUACAGUUUAUCAUCGAUGACAUCUAUAUGAUUACUCUGCCUCCAUCUCUAAAAUGAUUAUUAUGUUAUUUAAGAUUAAAUAGAGGCUGGUAGCCUUUUUUAAGUCCUGGGGAGAGGGUUCAACCUGUUGGUUCAACAAAAUAAGAGGAAAUAGGAUGGUCCCCCCCUCCUCAACCCUUGUCAAAUGUGUUACCCCCACCAUGGCUCAGUCCAGCUAUAACAGUUCGAGCACCCAAGGCACAAUUGUAUACAGCAAAGGCAUACUGUCAACUGCUCCACCCCUUUCAAAUGUGUCCCUUUCCAUUUAUUUUGCAAAUGGAAAUUAAAGGACUCAAAACUAAAAAAGAUGUUCCAGAACCAGAGGGGAAAGCCUGGGCAUUAAAUACAGUGGUACCGGACAGGCGCCUAAGAUGUUCCAGAACCAGAGGGGAAAGCCUGGGUAUUAAAUACAGUGGUACCGGACAGCCGCCUAAGAUGUUCCAGAACCAGAGGGGAAAGCCUGGGCAUUAAAUACAGUGGUACCGGACAGGCGCCUAAGAUGUUCCAGAACCAGAGGGGAAAGCCUGGGUAUUAAAUACAGUGGUACCGGACAGCCGCCUAAGAUGUUCCAGAACCAGAGGGGAAAGCCUGGGUAUUAAAUACAGUGGUACCGGACAGCCGCCUAAGAUGUUCCAGAACCAGAGGGGAAAGCCUGGGUAUUAAAUACAGUGGUACCGGACAGCCGCCUAAGAUGUUCCAGAACCAGAGGGGAAAGCCUGGGUAUUAAAUACAGUGGUACCGGACAGCCGCCUAAGAUGUUCCAGAACCAGAGGGGAAAGCCUGGGUAUUAAAUACAGUGGUACCGGACAGCCGCCUAAGAUGUUCCAGAACCAGAGGGGAAAGCCUGGGUAUUAAAUACAGUGGUACCGGACAGCCGCCUAAGAUGUUCCAGAACCAGAGGGGAAAGCCUGGGUAUUAAAUACAGUGGUACCGGACAGCCGCCUAAGAUGUUCCAGAACCAGAGGGGAAAGCCUGGGUAU